This is a messenger RNA of Penaeus vannamei (Pacific white shrimp), 491 nucleotides long. The record is from RefSeq and is a predicted model, not a curated record. NCBI's taxonomy places the organism in Eukaryota, Metazoa, Arthropoda, Malacostraca, Decapoda, Penaeidae.
CAUCCUCUUCAUCAUGUUCACUAAGGCCGUCAUCGCUCUAGCCCUUGUGGCCGUCACCCUGGGUGCUCCUUCACAGCCUUCCUACGGAUAUGCUCCUCCUGCCACCUAUGAUGCUCCUGCCAAGUACGACUUCAACUACGCCGUGAAGGACGACUACUCCGGCAACGACUUCGGUCACCAGGAGGCCCGUGAUGGCUAUGACACCCAGGGAUCCUACUUCGUCCUCCUUCCCGACGGUCGUCUGCAGAGGGUCACCUACACCGUCAACGGCGACUCAGGCUACGUAGCUGAGGUCAGCUACGAGGGUGAGGCCCAGUACCCCGAGUACAAGCCUGCUCCUGCCUACAACCCUGCCCCUGCCUAUAAGCCAGCCCCUGCUUACAAGCCAGCCCCUGCUUACAAGCCCGCCCCCGCUUACAAGCCUGCCCCUACUUACGCCUAAAUGAAACAAAUAUGACUAUAUUUAUAGUGAAUAUUUAUUAAACGAAAAC